Lathyrus sativus (Indian pea) is the source of this 1287-nucleotide messenger RNA. Lineage: Eukaryota; Viridiplantae; Streptophyta; Magnoliopsida; Fabales; Fabaceae. The record is from the annotation of a GenBank genome assembly.
AUGGCUUCACUUACUUCCCUUCUCUCCCUCCUCACAAUAUCCCUUCUCUCCUUUUCCUCCUCAUCACAACUCAUCUUACCAAUCGAAAAAGACCCAAUAACCAAUCUCUUCUACACAUCACUUUCCAUAGGAACACCUGAACACACCUUCAAUCUAGCCAUUGAUCUUGCAGGACCAAUCCUAUGGUACGACUGCAACAAAAACUACACUUCAUCAACCUACACUCCCCUCCCUUGUGAAUCCAAACUCUGCAACGGUGACGCUGGUUGCACCAGCUGCAAUGGCCACUUCAAGCCAGGUUGCUCAAACAACACAUGCGGUGCAAACAUAAUCAACCAACUAGCUGACUCCAUUUUCUCAGGUGACACCGGCAAAGAUGAGUUGUUCAUAUCACACACUAAACUCUCAGGACUACUCUCCGGUUGCACCGACGUCGAUGGAUUCUCAGAUGAUUCUCCUCUUAAAGGCUUACCAAAGGCCACUAGAGGGAUACUAGGGUUAGCAAGAACACGACUUGCAUUACCAACACAGCUUUCACUAUCAUCUUCUCAUAAACUUCCUCAGAAGUUUGCUCUUUGUUUACCAUCUUCUAACAAGAAAGGACUUGGUAGUCUUUUCAUUGGUGGGGUACCCCAACAAAACUCUUCUUUUUCAAAGUUUCAACUUGCCACUAUUCCUCUUAUUAUUAACCCCUUUAGCACUGCUCCAAUAUUUACUGAAGGUGAUGCUUCUUAUGAGUAUUUUAUUGAUGUGAAAUCAGUUAAAGUUGGUGGUGAGAUUCUAAACUUUAAGUCUUCCCUUUUGUCCAUUGAUAAUAAGGGUAAUGGUGGAACAAAGUUUAGCACAUUGAAUUCCUUCACUGUAUUGCAUAGUUCUAUAUUAAAACCACUUGUUAGAGAUUUUGUGAAGAAGGCUUCUGAUAAAAAGAUAAAGAAAGUCGAAUCAGUAGCACCAUUUGAGGCAUGUUUUGAUUUAAGCACUAUUGGUAGGACUGUUACAGGAUUGGAUGUGCCUACUAUUGGUUUGGUGCUAGAAGGGGGUGUUGAGUGGACAAUUUAUGGUGGUAAUUCAAUGGUAUUGGUGAAUAAAAAUGUUGCUUGUCUUGGAUUUGUGGAUGGUGGCAAAGAGCCAAGAACAGCUGUUGUUAUAGGUGGAAAUAUAUUGGAGGAUAAUCUAUUGGAGUUUGAUUUGGUUUCUUCUAAAUUAGGAUUUAGUUCUUCACUCCUCCUUCAUAAUGCAAGCUGUUCCAGUUUAGAAGCUAGUGGAAAUCUUGUUUCAAUUCAGUGA